This is a messenger RNA of Colletotrichum karsti, 2508 nucleotides long. RefSeq lists its product as uncharacterized. Lineage: Eukaryota; Fungi; Ascomycota; Sordariomycetes; Glomerellales; Glomerellaceae. The coding region runs from base 1 to 2508 and encodes 835 amino acids. The transcript has a single exon. Gene Ontology annotation, biological process: carbohydrate metabolic process. The record is from RefSeq and is a predicted model, not a curated record.
AUGGACCUCACAGAGUACGGCUCUGCCUGGAUAUGGCACCCCGACUGGAUCGACAACAGGCCCGACGCUGCUGGCGGAUUCUUGUACUUUCGUAAGACUCUGAGCAUCUCUGAUGUUCCGAGCCGGCCUGUCUACAUCAAUCUCACGGCAGACACGCGCUACAAGCUGUACAUCAACAAACGACUGGUCCACUCCGGUCCUGUCAAGGGAGACGAGAACCGGUGGUUCUACGACACCAUAGACAUCCGACCCUUUCUUCAACAGGGGCAGAACCAAGUCGUCAUCCAUGUUCUACGGUUCUUCUAUGCCACCACGUACGCCACAUCUUUUCCGCGCAUGCCGAUUGGAGGCCUGUACGUGAGAACCAUCGAUCCAGCCAGCGAGGCCCAGCUGAACGGUGACGACACGUGGGAAACCGCCGUCGAUGUCUCGGCACUCCUCAGGAGCGACGAGCCUUUCGACCUCUUCUUGCACAUCUUUGAGCAGGUGGACCGGCGCAAUGAUGUGCACCUCUCAUGGACAUCUGCGAAGGGGCUGGAUAUCCAGGAAGACUGGGGUGUGAUGCUGCCGUGGCGGCUCUGCGCCCGGAUGAUACCACCAAUGAAUCUGGAGGACGUCCAGUUCAACGCCGUCAACAACGUCCAGCGCCCUAUUGGACAGGCCGAGUGGGAAUCUUUGCUGUUGCGGCGCUCGUGCGCGGCGAACCCAACUCAAAGCCUCCGUCUGCCGUCUGGAUCGAAGCAUCACGUCGAACUGGCCGUUGAGAACCAUACGACGGCAUUCCUCACACUCCGGUUUGCGUCUGAAGAAGCUUCGGCCGGGAGUAAGCUUUCCAUCACGUAUUCCGAAUGCUACGAGGAUGAUCCGGUCGUCGUACCCUUCGCGCGACGCAAGGGUGACCGCACCGACAAGUCCAAGAAAAUUGUAGGACCUUCGGACAGCUAUAUUCUCGGGGGCUUGGCUACGAGUCUCGACCUUCACCCCAUGGCGCCCGAGGAGGAGGUGUACCAGCCUUUCCACUAUCGCACUUUCCGCUACCUCGCCAUAGACAUCGAGGUACCCGAGGAUGCCGAGGUGCACGUCAAAGGGGUCGAAGUCGUCGGAUACGGCUAUCCACUCGCUCCUAAAGCCAGCUUCGACACCGGCGAUGACUGGGUGUCGAAGUUGUGGUCUGUCAGCCUGCGUACUCUCCAGAACUGCAUGCACGACUGCUACGAAGACUGCCCGUUCUACGAGCAGAUGCAGUAUCCCAUGGACACUCGGAGCUCCGCGCUCUUCACCUACUUAUCCUCAGGUGACGACCGGCUGGCUCGCCAGGCCAUCGUUCAGCUUCACGACAGCUUCGUGCCGUCGGUCGGCUUGACGUCGUCUCGGUCGGUGUCGUCCGUCAUGCAGAGACAGUUCAUCCCGGCCUUUUCGCUGUACUGGAUCUGCAUGGUCGUCGACCACUUCGAACACCACGCAGAUGCCGCGUUCGCGCGCAGGUUUCUCGGCGUGAGCGACGCCAUCAUCGAGACCUUUUCUUCGCGUAUCGACGCAGAGCUCGGCCUGGUCCGCGCCUUCAACAACGCAUUGUGGGAGUACACCGAUUGGACCACCAGGUGGGCGCCCCAGGGGAUCCCGACGGCGCUGCGGCGGACUGGCGUAUCGACGUACACCAACUGUCUUUUUGUAUUUGCUCUGAAGAAGCUGGCAUGGCUCUGCGACAAGGUCGGCCGAGGUGCCGAAUCGCGUCGUUACGAGGACGCGGCGGGAACGAUCGUGAGAGCAGUCCGCGCACAUUGUUUCGACGGCGAAUUCUUCACCGACGGACUUGCCCUCGAGCUCGUCCCGGCCGAGGAGUUCAGCCAACACAGCCAGGUGUGGGCGGUGCUGGCCGGCGUGGCGACGGGUGAGCUCGCGGUGACGAUCCUGGAGCGAAGCCUGGCGCAGGUCGACACUUCCGCGCCACAAGACGUCGCUCCGGAGGCGAUCUCCGCGCGGCGGCUCUUCACCCCGACGUCCAUCUCCUUCUCAUUCUACACACUCCGAGCUCUGGCAGCGGCAGGAGAUGAGGUAUACAACAAGAACUUCCACUCGUUCUGGUCGAUUUGGAGAGAGCAAAUCGCGCAAAACCUCACGACGUGGGCAGAGGAUGCCGUCAGCGUCCGUUCCGACUGCCAUGCAUGGGGCAGUGCGCCUAUCCACGAGUUUCUGGUCGAAGUUGCCGGCAUCCGGCCUGCGCAGCCGGGUUGGUCUGUCGUGAUGUUCAAGCCUCGGCUAUCUCUUUCCCCACGGCUCAAGGCAUCAAUACCAGUCCGGACUUCCAAGACCACCGCGAUAUUGGAGGUCAGCUGGGAGAGGACCAGCAAGGGGAGAAAAGAAGAAGCCUACGUCGUCAACCUUCGGUGUUCCUUCCGAGAGGCAUCAGCAGCCAGUUUCCUGCCAGUUAUGGUUUGCCUACCAGGCCGAGAACCGCAUACUAUAGAAGUACAUAGCUCCAAGACCCUUACUAUAAAGCUCCCUUAA